CGCUUGUUUAAGCUGCGGCAGACUGUUCGAUUUCGUUGAAAUCUAAGGAUUUUCUUGGAAUGAAAUGGGCAGAAUAUACAUAAGAAAAUUUGGAACACAUUCUAGAGGGCAGUGGUCAGAAGAAAAUCUCUGCGAAGCAGUGGCUCGUAUCAAGGCUGGAGACAUUAGAAUAAGAGAAGCGGCGAGGUACUACAACAUCCCAGAGAGCACUUUACGUCGAAGAAAAAGUUCUGGUAACGUAAAAAAACUUUCUCUCGGUCCACAAGCUAGUUUGGGAGCUGAAAAUGAAAGGCGUUUGGUAUCACACAUUAAACGACUUGCCUCAUUGGGUUUUGGACCUACCCAACGUACAGUCCGUCAGUUAGCAUUUAACUUUGCUGAAAGGCUUAACGUUAACCACCGUUUCAACAAGGUAAAAGCAGAAGCUGGUUAUGAUUGGUUCCAAUCAUUUAUGGAGCGAAACCCAGACAUCAGUUUAAGGCAAUCACAGGGCUUGUCUGUAGCACGGGCGCACGGGUUGUGCCGGGAGGAAGUUGACGAGUAUUUUGCAUUGUUGGAGGAAAUAACGAUAACGCACAGUUUAUUUGACAAGCCAGGUAACAUCUUCAACGUAGAUGAAUCAGGCAUUCAACUGAUCAAUAAACCGGGCAAAGUUUUGGCUGCCAAAGGUUCAAAAGAUGUUUUUAGUCUGACGUCUGGUGAGAAGGGGGAGACUAUCACAGUGGUUGCUUGCGUUAAUGCAGAAGGUAGGUUUUUGCCGCCUACAAUCAUUGUCAAAGGGGUUUACAAGAAGAGAGAAUUUAGUGAUGGGCUUCCUCCAGGUUCAGAGGUUUAUAUGAAUUCAAAAAAAGCCUAUAUGAAUUCGGAGUUGUUCUUGAAAUGGUUCAGAGAAAUGUUUUGUUCCAAGAAACCUCCUGGCACUAAUUUGUUGAUUUUGGAUGGGCAUGCCUCACACUGUAAUUCAGUAGAACUGUUAGAGCUGGCUGAUGAAAAUAAUGUAGUGUUGCUAUGUCUGCCAAGUCAUACUACACAUGCCUUGCAGCCACUUGACAGGUCUUUUUUUGGCCCACUUAAAAAAUAUUAUAACCGAGAAACACAGGCUGCUAUGAAGUCAAAAGGUAAAGAGGGUCUCACCAAAUCAAGAGUAGGCCAUUUACUAGGAACAGCAUGGAAAAAAGCAGCAUCGGUAGAAAAUAUAGUUAGUGGAUUUAAGGCAUGUGGCAUAUAUCCAUUUAACCCAAAUGCAAUACCAGACUACAUGUUUUCCAUUUCAGAUGCUGCUCAAACUGUAGAGCUUCCCAAGACAAAUCUGCCUGAUUCCCUUCCUACGACUUCGACUCAAUUAACAUCAGACAAUGUUGCGCCAGCUCAGCCAGGCCCCUCUUCUCUUCCAUGUGUCUCAUGCCCUCUUUCAAAAUGUGACAAAGCUUUAAGUAACCACUCUACACCCACUAAAAUUUUGAAUGAUAUCAGUCCAUUACCCCAGAUGGUAAAGCCAAAACAAAUUAGAAGAAAACAAUCUGCUGUGGAGCUCACCGCUCGGAAAAACGUUGAAAAGAAGAAGAAGGCAACAAGACAGAAAAUGAAGAAUGAAACUGUGGAUCAAAAAAGAAAAAAAUCAGUGAACCGUAAGAGUAUUCCUAAACCAAGAGACAAUGUUCCUACCUACAGCGACGAAUCAAGCGAAGUUGAUGAUCCUGUUUCAGAUGAUACAAAUCGUUGUGCGGAGUGUUGGGAAAACUAUUUUGUUACUCAAAAAAAUGUAGACUGGAUCAAAUGCUGUAAGUGCGGGAAUUGGUUGCAUGAAACAUGCUCAGUUUACAAAAAUUUGUGCAACGAUUGUGGAAGGGCUUCGGCAAGGAAGACAAAUCUCAAGAAACAGAAGUAG
This is a messenger RNA of Bacillus rossius redtenbacheri, 1888 nucleotides long. RefSeq lists its product as uncharacterized. The record is from RefSeq and is a predicted model, not a curated record. NCBI's taxonomy places the organism in Eukaryota, Metazoa, Arthropoda, Insecta, Phasmatodea, Bacillidae. Bases 65 to 1888 code for a protein of 607 amino acids. Gene Ontology annotation, molecular function: DNA binding. The transcript has 2 exons. Gene Ontology annotation, cellular component: nucleus.